Messenger RNA from Wyeomyia smithii (pitcher-plant mosquito), 3504 nucleotides. RefSeq lists its product as uncharacterized. Lineage: Eukaryota; Metazoa; Arthropoda; Insecta; Diptera; Culicidae. The record is from RefSeq and is a predicted model, not a curated record. Gene Ontology annotation, molecular function: zinc ion binding; nucleic acid binding. The coding region runs from base 1 to 3504 and encodes 1167 amino acids. The transcript is spliced from 5 exons.
AUGGCGAACUACUAUAGGCGGUUCAUUCCGAUGUUCAGUGAGAUGAGUACCCCACUCACCAAUCUCCUCCGCAAAAAGCCGAAAACGAUCGUAUGGAAUGACGAAGCUGAAAAAGCUUUCAUACGCAUCAAAGAAAGCUUAGUUACGUCUCCCGUGCUCAGUAAUCCCGAUUUUGACUUGCCCUUUGAAGUGCAAACCGAUCUUUCGCCGGCGCAACAGGCUUACGCUGCGACCGAAAAAGAGGGACUGGCUGUAAUUUUAGCCAUAGAAAAGUUCCGACCAUACAUAGAAGGUACGCACUUUGUCGUGAUAACCGAUGCAUCUGCACUCACCCAUAUUAUGAAGGGGAAGUGGAGAACGUCCUCUCGGCUGAGUAGAUGGAGUAUUGAACUUCAAGGGUACGAUUUAGAAAUAAGGCAUCGUCGAGGAAGAGAUAACAUUAUCCCAGACGCUUUAUCGCGGGCAGUGGAAGCUCUCGAAUUUAAAGCAGGGACCGACGAUAACUGGUAUGCAGGAUUGCUUAAGAGGGUUGAAGAAGCACCAGAUAUUAAUUUGGACUAUAAAAUUGAGAACGGUAAACUUUAUAAGUUCGUGCCGACGAAGACCGACGUUUUCGAUUAUCGGUAUGAAUGGAAGCUCUGUGUUCCUGAGAAUUUUCGGUAUGAAAUUCUUCAGACUGAACACGAUAACGCUUUUCAUAUUGGCUAUGAAAAGCUGCUAGACAAAUUUAAGGAGUCCAACACAAUUACCGAGGUCCAAAUACGCUUGGGUAAGUUGGAGGAGCUUUGGGAAGCGUUUAGUGGCACCUUAGUCGAAAUAUUUUCCCACGAUGACUACGAUGCUGAAGGAAACGCGUUUGAAAAGGAGCGAAUGGAGUUUAGUGAUCGCUACUACGAAGCCAAAUCUUUCCUAAUGGAUAAAACUAGGGAACUGCAGGCGCCGCAAGUCCUUGAGCAAUCAAGCAGUGCUGGAGAUUCGUCAAUGCGGAAUGGCACCGACCAUGAGGACCUACCCGAGGUGGAAAAAUUCCAUUAUUUGAAGGGGUGUUUGCAAGGAGAACCCAAGAGCCUGAUCGAUCCGUUGCAGAUUACAAAAGCCAAUUAUCAGGUGGCGUGGGAUUUGUUGUUAAAACGGUAUAACAACAGCAAAUUGUUAAAGAAGCGGCAGGUUAUCUCGUUGUUCAAGCUUCCAAUGCUCUCUAAGGAAUCCGCAAUGGAGCUGAAUGCCCUGGUGGAAGAGUUCGAGAAAAUUAUACAGACUCUCGAUCAGGUGGUGCAAUUAGCCGAUUUCAAGGACCUUUUACUUGUUAAUUUCCUUACGGCACGGCUCGAUCCCGUUACUCGGAGGGGGUGGGAGGAGAUGUCGGCAUCACGUGAGAAGGAUUCUUUGGUAGACCUGCUUGAUUUCUUUCACCGUAAAAUACAGGUUUUGCAGUGCCUCCCACAGCGGCCCGUGGAUAACAAGGGAAUUCAGCAGCACCAACCGCAGCAAAAACAAAGAGCGUUGAUGACCAGGACAAACUGCAAUUCAUCUCAAGUGUCUGGAGGACGCUGUGUAGCUUGCUUGUCGAACCACUCUCUCUACCAAUGUAAUACUUUCCAACACAUGAAUGUGGCCGACAGAGAUGCUUUACUGAAAUCUAACUCGUUAUGCCGCAACUGCUUCAGGGCAGGUCACAUGGCUAAAGAUUGCCAAUCCAAAUAUUCUUGCCAACAUCAAUAUUCUGCUAAGGUUCUGUUAGCUACAGCUGUCGUCAUAAUCGAGGAUGAUGACGGUAACCGGUAUCCUGCCCGCGCUUUACUAGAUUCUGGAUCGGAAAGCAACUUCGUCACUGAACGAUUGAGUCAAAGGCUGAAGGUGAGCCGCGAUCGAGUGGAAGUCUCAGUCCUUGGCAUUGGACAUACGACUAUCAAGGUUAAGCAAAAAAUUCGAGCUACGAUACGUUCCCGUAUAUCAUCAUUUUCAAGAGAAUUAAGCUUUUUAGUACUUCCGAAGGUCACGGUGAAUCUUCCUACCAGCAAUAUAAAUACGGAGCGGUGGGAGAUUCCGAACGGAGUGCAAUUGGCAGAUCCGACAUUUUUCGAGUCUAAAGCGGUGGACUUGGUACUGGGCAUAGAGGCCUUCUUCGAUUUCUUCGAGACUGGUAGAAGGAUUUCUCUGGGACAACAUAUGCCAACACUCAGUGAAUCCGUUUUCGGUUGGGUUGCCUGCGGCGGGCAUACACAUCAAACACAGUCUCUUCAAAUCAAAUGCAAUCUUUCAGCGGUGGAUAGUUUGGACAAAUUGAUCACCCGGUUUUGGUCUUGCGAGGAAAUAGAGUCUGGUAAGGCUCUUUCAUUGGAGGAAAAGCGUUGCGGAGAGCUGCAAACGAUCAAACGUAACCCUGACGGUAGGUACACCGUCUCCUUACCAAAGGAUGAAGCCAUUCUCUCAAGGUUAGGCGAGUCACGGGACAUCGCAUUUCGGCGGCUUCAAGGGAUGGAGCGUAGAUUGGCCAGAGACGAGUCACUACACGAACAAUACACAAACUUCAUGCAGGAAUACUUGCAGCUCGGGCAUAUGCGGAAGGUCGAAGAGGCUGAGGUGAAUACAAUUAAGCGAUGCUACCUACGUCAUAAUCCGGUAGUCAAGGAGUCCAGCACCACCACCAAGGUUCGAGUGGUCUUUGACGCUUCCUGUAAAACGACUUCUGGGGAGUCGUUGAACGAUUUGUUACUGGUGGGGCCAGUGAUACAAGAAGAUCUCCGAUCCAUAAUCCUUCGUAGUCGAGCGAAGCAAAUAAUGCUGGUGUCCGACGUGGAAAAAAUGUUCCGUCAAAUUAAGGUGUGUCAGGAAGACCGCCCAUUGCAAUGUAUCCUGUGGCGCUCGUCUCCAAUUCAUGAUGUUGACACCUACGAACUGAAUACCGUGACGUACGGUACCAAACCUGCACCAUUCUUGGCGACCAGGACGCUGAAACAACUGGCGGUAGACGAGAAGGAUAAUUUUCCGUUCGCUGCAAGGGCUAUUAUGGAGGAUACAUACAUGGACGAUGUAAUAACAGGGUCGGAUGAUCCGGAAUCGGCACGAACUUUGCGGGUUCAACUAGAUUCGAUGAGGAAGAAAGGAGGGUUUAGGUUACGAAAAUGGGCAUCAAACUGCUCUGAUGUAUUGAGUGGGAUUCAAAAAGAGAAACUAGCAAUCCAAUCAUCGGAAGAGAUCAAUUUGGAUCCUGAUCCAUCGAUAAAAACUUUAGGGUUGACUUGGAUGCCAGUUACCGACACGCUUAAAUUUCAAUUUAAGAUUCCAAUUCUCAACCCUAGCGUACCGCUUACGAAACGAAACACUCUGUCGGUCAUUGCUACAUUAUUUGACCCUUUGGGUUUGCUGGGAGCGGCAAUAACUUCGGCAAAAACUUAUAUGCAGCUGUUGUGGACACUUCGUGAUGAAAACGGUCAAAGACUGAAUUGGGAUCAGUCACUACCCUCAACGGUGGGUGAGAUUUGGAUCAAGUACCACCAAUAA